Messenger RNA from Bubalus bubalis (water buffalo), 5657 nucleotides. RefSeq names its product polyhomeotic-like protein 2. Lineage: Eukaryota; Metazoa; Chordata; Mammalia; Artiodactyla; Bovidae. Gene Ontology annotation, cellular component: PRC1 complex. The record is from RefSeq and is a predicted model, not a curated record. Gene Ontology annotation, molecular function: protein binding.
UAUUUAGUAAGCCAGCUCAAGACAAAAUGGCAUUGCAAUAUGUUAUUUCCUUGAAAAUAUGAAAAAGUUAAGCAGUAAAAUAUGUGGGAUCAAGAAACAUAGGAAAAGUAAGAUGGUAUUUGGAUUCCUCAUGCCUUGUACUCUGUGUUUUACAAAAUUAUAAACAACAGUAUAUACUUGGUUAAUUCAAAAUGUAGAAUUAAAUUCUAAUAAUUUCAACCUCAUGCUCACAGGCUCAUUUAUUCCCUAAACAUGAACUGAGCCUCUGCUCAUAGAAGACUCCAUGCUAGUACUUGGAGAGCUGAGAAAAAGAUCUAGUCACUCACCAUAAAAUUACAGAGUCGAGAAGCAGCUGUCAUGUAAAGGAAAUGGUGACAUGACAGCAGCCAAAUGUGAAUUCCCUGAUGCAAGGUAGUGGUGGGCCUUGGGAAAAUAUAAGUCCUUAAGUGGGAAGUAAUUAUAAGUUGUGUGCAUGGCUGGCUGGAUGAGGCUGUGGUAAUCGUGACCAGGGACCAGGUUCUCACAUGGUGGGCCGCAUAGUUUAAAGACAAAGCCUGGGAUGGGAAACUGCCAUUAACAGUUACAGGCACACUUCACUCUGUUGCACGUUGCUUUAUUGUAUUUCACAGGUACUGCUUUUCUUUUCUUUGUUCUUUUUCUUUACCAAAUUGAAAGUUUGUGUCAGUCAACCUUGCUUCCAGCAAGUCUUUCGGCUCCAUGUUUCCAACACCGUUUGCUCACUUCAUGUCUGUGUGUCACGUUUUGAUACCUCUUGCAGUGUUCACACCCUCAGCAGCAAAAAAGAUGGACUCAGUGAAGGCUCACAUAAUGGUUAGCAUCUUUUUUCUUUUAGCAAAGAGGUGUUUUUAUUUAAGAUAUCUAUAUUGUUCUGAGGCAUAAUGUUAUUGCCCACUUAAUAGCCUACAAUAUAGUGUAAACAUAAGUUUUAUGAAAGCACUGGGAAACCAAAAAUUUGUUGUGACUCAAUUGUGAUAUUGACUGUCCUUCAGGGGUUGGGAACCAAACUUGCAGUAUUUUCUGGGUCUCCCUGUGCUUUGGGAUUGUGAGUAAAUCAGACAGAAAUCGCAUGAACCUGGCGUGGAAUGUAUCCUGUAGCUCUUUUUCCGGUGCAGGCAAGCAAUGUGCGGAUUAGAUGUUUUAUUCACGUUGCCUUCUAUCCACAGAGUUUCUGAGAAAUCAGGGUGAGGUCUCCACGGCGGCUGCAGCCCUAGAGCGCCCAACGUGCACGCACGCAAUCCGCCGCCGAUCGCACCUCUACCCUGGCCUCGCGCCCCUGUCGCCCUUUGUGGACGCCGGCUUGGCCGGUGCAGUCGGAUGCGCCGCGGCAGCCCUGGGCCCCGGCUCAGAGGCUCCCGGAGGAGAGGAGGCGGCCCGCCCAGCCAGGGACCCUGCGCGAGGCCGCGGCCGGCGGAGGGGUUGCGUAGGCCCCGCCCGGCCAGGCCCAGCCGGGCCCUGGACAGAGACAGGGCAGGGCAUUGUUCAUGCACUGACCGACCUCAGCAGCCCUGGCAUGACCUCAGGGAACAGAAACUCUGCCUCCAGCAUCACCGGCACUGCCCCCAAGAAUGGGGGACACUCGUCUCUGCUGGUGGGGAAUCUCAAGAAGUAUGCACAGGGGUUCUUGCCUGAGAAACUUCUGCAGCAGGACCAUACCACCACCACUGACUCAGAGAUGGAGGAGCCCUAUCUGCAAGAAUCCAAAGAGGAGGGUACUCCCCUCAAACUCAAGUGCGAGCUCUGUGGCCGGGUGGACUUUGCCUACAAGUUCAAGCGUUCCAAGCACAUCUGUUCCAUGGCUUGUGCAAAAAGGUACAACGUGGGGUGCACCAAACGAGUGGGGCUUUUCCACUCAGACCGGAGCAAGGUGCAGAAGGUGGGAGCCAUGACCUACAACCACCGUCAGGCCAGCAAAGCCAGUCUGCCGACACUUACCAAGGAUACCAAGAAGCAGCCAACAGGCACCAUACCCCUUUCAGUUACCGCUGCCCUGCAGCUAACACACAGCCAGGAAGACUCCAGCCAUUGCUCAGAUAACUCAAGCUAUGAGGAACCCUUGUCCCCCAUCUCAGCCAGCUCGUCCACCUCCCGCCCGCGACAAGGCCCGCGGGACCUGGAGCUCCCUGACAUGCACAUGCAGGACCUGGCGGGCAUGGGACACCACUUCCUGUCAAGUGAGCCCACCAAGUGGAAUGUGGACAAUGUCUACGAAUUCAUCCGCUCUCUGCCAGGCUGCCAGGAAAUCGCAGAGGAGUUCCGUGCCCAGGAGAUCGAUGGGCAAGCUCUGCUGCUGCUCAAGGAGGACCACCUGAUGAGUGCCAUAAACAUCAAGCUGGGGCCCGCCCUCAAGAUCUACGUGCAUCAGCAUGCUCAAGGAGCAGGGCCGGUCGAGGGAAGGGCCCUCGCUGUGGGGUGUGGCUGGGGAGGAGGUCUCAGGACCUCCUUGGUGGCUCUCAGGGGCCUUUCUUUCUGUGGGAGGGGCAGAGAGGUAGGUGGCACAGAAGCUGGGGCUUUAUGCUUGUAAAUAUUUGAUAGCACUGGCUUCCUCCAAAGUCCCACGACUCUAGCCCCGCUUCUCUUCCCCUCUUUCUGUCCCCCAUUUUCCAGGGGGUAUGUGGUCAGGGCUCCCAACCUGAGUUGGGUCACUUCCCAGGGCAGCCGUAGGGCCUGGAGAGAGGCCUUGGAAGCCCUCGCCUGCCUUCUUCCUCUUCUUUCUUGGGGCCCAGCUUGCUCUUCCGUUGCCAGCUUCUCCCACUUCAGCCUGUUACUGAAGCCGCCAGAAGGGUUCUCCCCCCUCACCCCUGCAGGUAGAGGGAGAGAAGCUGGGCCUGCUGUGGCCACACCUGCUAGUACAGCAGCCUUAACGCUAUGUGUGUGACUGUGUGGGAGCCUGGACUGACUGACGGGCCGAGAGCCCCCCUGGCAUCUCCAGGUGUUUUGUAACAAACAGCCACUUAGUGCUUUGUCCUGGACUCCACUCAGCCUUGGGAUGGGGAAUAGGAAAAAGGGCUGCCCCGGUGCAGAGGCAGGAUCAGAAAGCUAUGCAGGUUAGCAGGAGAUUUUCCUUUCCAGAUUGUCGUGGUGUCUCUGCAGCCCUUUCCUGCACUGUGACACCCCCCACCCCGACUGCCCUGCUGUGUCACAGACGGCAUUAAGGAAGCUGCCAGUGGGCUGGGCCAAGCUGAGCCUCCUGGUCUUGCCGGUCCACCCACCCUGAGAGCCCAGUGGUGGGGCCCAGAGAACGUCCAAGGGUGGAAGAGCUGGAGUGACCGCCGAGGUGAAGAAGGCAGCCUUCGGCCUCGGCUCCCACACUUCUUUGCCUCUGGAACUUGCUGGCAGCAGUGUGAGCUGCCCAUGGAGGAGGCGGGGCAAGAAGGGCAAGGGCCGGCCUCUGACCUGCCCUGCACACUGCAGGCUCCCGGGGAAGAAUUGGACUCUCCCCAGGGGAGGGUGGGUGCCCUUCUCAGUUCGUUCUAUUCCCCACUCACACCCCCAGGCAGGGUUGGAAAUGAAGGACUUUUUAAACCUUUUUUUGUUUUUAAAAAACAAAUACGUAAAAUCCAUUCCUUCUGUGCCUUUCUCCCCUGGGGAUGCCUUUCUGUGAUCCUGAAGAGCUACUUUUCACCGGCAGGGAGAGGGUAGGUCCCUGGGCUGGUAGGGGGACGACCACCUUAACUGGACAGCAUAUCCUCCAUGCUUUGCCGUGUCAUUUGAGGGCACACUCAGCCCCGGUUCAUAUCCCACCUGUUCUUCACGGGUAUUCCUUGGGAGUGCAAGGGUCCAGGGCCCCUUCAACUCUGAGCCUCCCCGACCCACCACUGCCGCUGUGGAGACAGGACGCUGUUCGUCAGGAAUACCUGGCCCACCGGAGGCAGAGCCCAGAGCUCCCCACCCUCACAGGUGCGUGUGGCUCCGUGUCCAGCACUGCCCUUGGGGUAACUCUGCCUCACUCAACAGCUGAGCAUUCUUUGGAUGCUGGAAUAGCAAACUGUUAGGAGAGGCUCUGCCUCAGGAGGCAAUUUCCUGAGCCUCGAAUAAAGAAGGGGCCUUCCAAACACAGGCUGCUUGUGCACUCAAUUAGUCUGUAACAGAGGGGCCCAGGGAGACUGAUUAGCAGGGACCUUUUAAGAACUAAUACCCGCAUCUUGAUGACAACUGCGGAAAACCUUUAAGAUGUAACUACUUCCUGGAGGAAGAGGAGAAGCAAACAACUGACUAGUUGACCACCCACAGGAUGGAGCUAGGACUUGGGAAGUCUGGUCUACAGAAGGUCGGGAAUGGCUAGCCAGACAGGGGCCAGCAUGGGACCCUGGGCUGAGGGGGCGUGGGGAGGGUCCCCCAGGAAGACCCCCAUAUUGCCCACCCCACUCCAGGGCAGGGGAGUGGGCCACUGUGGCCCAUGCAGCUUGGCGAGUCCAUGCUGGACCUUGACUUUCGCUUUCUGGAGGACAAAGCCAGGCCCAGCCAGAGUCUGUCUUUGUAUGUGAGGUGGGAGAGGGAGCUGAAACUCCUGAAAGAGGAUAGGGUGGAUCUGCAGGGCUGACUGACACAGGUAAAUACACCCCUGCUGUCUCUUCACUCUGGGUGGAAGGCCUCAGUCUGAAGGGUGCUUCCUUCAACAUAUAUUGGCUCCUGAUGUUCAUGUCUUACAUAGAAUUUUGCAAAACUUUUGAUCGUGACUGACAGUUUGUUCCCCACCCUCAUAUAUGUACUGAGAUGUAUGUAACUGAAGCAAAACAGAAUAAUACCUACCCUGAUGUAUUAAAAAAAAAAAAAGAAAUCAGGGUGACAGUCCUCUGACGUGGGAUGAUGCCCAGAAUCUGCUAGAAUGGCACACUCUUUCCUCGCUGAGCAUAACUGUCAGCUUUUAGGUUGUGAAUAUUUUUUAAAUCUACAGUUCCUUCUUAUUCACCCUCCCAUAGCCCCUGGCAACCACCACUCUACUGUCUGUUUCUUUGACUUAGACCAUUUUAGAUUCCUCAUGUAAAGGACAUGCAGUAUUUGUCCUUCUGUGUCUGGCUUAUUUCACUGUACCAUAAUGUCCUCUAGAUUUAUCCACGCUGUCAUGACUAGAGAGGUUAGCUUCUUUUUAAGGCUGAAUGAUAUUCCAUUGUAUGUAUAUUUUACUUAUUUAUCCAUUCAUCUGUCACUGGACAGGUAGGCAACUUCCCUGUCAUGACUAUUGUGAGUAGUGCUGCAAUGAACAUGGGAGUGCAGAGCUCUCUUCGAGGUCCUGAUUUCAGUUCCUGUGGAUAGUAGUGGAAUUGCGGAAAGUAUUAUGUGUUAUUUCUGAUUUUUUGAGGAACCCCUAUACUGUUUUCCAUACUGGCUGUACCAAUUUACAUUCCUACCAGCAGUGUUGAAUGUGUAUAGUUUACUAAGAAACUUGCAAACUGUCUUCCAAAGUGGCUCUACCAUUUUGCAUCACCACCACCAAGGAAUGAGAGUUCUUUGAUUCACAUCUUUACCAGCAUUUGGUGUUUUCAGUCCUUUGGAUGUUUGCCAUUCUGAAAGGCAUGUCGUGGUAUCUGCUUGUUUUUUUAAUUUGCAGUUCCAUGAUGGUAUAUAAUGUGGAGCAUCUUUUCAUAUGCUUGUUUGACAUCUGUGUUUCUUCCUUGGUGAGGUAUCUGUUCAUAUCU